AUGCUAUCAACUGCCGCCGUAAGCACCUACAUCCCUUCCCAGAGAACCCCCGACCAGGCAACCCAUCCUGGCUACUUCCGCAUCAUUCGCCAAGGUCCUCCCGAGGCAUUCUCCAGCAAGUUGGUUGCUGAGCGUGACUAUCCUAAAGGAUCUGUGAUUGCUCCUCUCGAGGGUCUCACCUUUGGCGAGAAGCGUUAUUCCUCUGUCCAGGUCUCCGAAAAUGAGCAUGUUGAACUCAACAGUGACCUUGUAUUCAUGAACCAUUCGUGCGACCCAACCACUCACAUGGAUGUCGAAAAGCGUGCUGUUACUGCACUCAAAGACAUCAAAGCAGGCGACGAAAUGUUUUUCUUCUACCCAUCUACUGAAUGGGAUAUGGCACAACCUUUCCAAUGCUGGUGCAGUACCUCCAAGUGUAUCAAAACUGUCAGGGGUGCAAAGUAUUUAUCUUCAAAGGAACUUGAACAGUUCACUAUUAGUGCCCAUAUUGCAAAGCUUGCCAAAGAGCGCGAUGAAAAGGCAUAG
Phycomyces blakesleeanus NRRL 1555(-) is the source of this 525-nucleotide messenger RNA. RefSeq lists its product as hypothetical. Bases 1 to 525 code for a protein of 174 amino acids. The transcript is spliced from 3 exons. The record is from RefSeq and is a predicted model, not a curated record. NCBI's taxonomy places the organism in Eukaryota, Fungi, Mucoromycota, Mucoromycetes, Mucorales, Phycomycetaceae. Gene Ontology annotation, molecular function: protein binding.